AUGUUUAAUAAGUUUAAUUUUAAGUUUUAAAAUAAUGAUUAUGUGUGAUUUAAUUAGGUAUAUUCUAAUUUACUCAUAACUUCGAUUAGAUAUUUAAUUUUUAGACAUAAUUGUAACAGUUUAUUUCAAGAAUGAGUCUUGUAGAGGGCAAAAGAAUAACUUUUAAAAGAGCGAGACCAAAUCCUUUGUUUCAGGAUUGGCUAGAGGAAUUAUUCGAACAAGCACAUAAAAAGAAGAGUAAACUUGAAAGCAUCCUGAAGGAAGCUUUAGAUUCUAUAUCAAAAUAUCCAUUGCCUUUACAAUCUGGAGCCGAAUGUGCUAUACUGAAAGGAUUUGAUAAACGUCUAUGCUUAUUCCUUGAUAAACGAUUGGAAGAAUAUAAAAUAUUAAAUAAAGUGACAUCUAACUCCUCCCCAAAUGGAAUUAAUAUUUUUAAUUCACCACCUCCAAAAAUUUGUGCAGUAACUUCUCUUAGUUCACCUAUAGAAGAGAAUAAAUCUUCUGAAGUACACUCCAGUGCUGUUAAUCCCAAUCCAAAACACAGAAAAAAUAAAAUUAAAUACAAACCAGCUUUUCGUUCCGGUGGUUAUGCUAUCUUGAUGGGUCUAUUAGAUCAUACAACAUGUAGCAGUACACAGUCACUACAAAAAGAAGAACUGAUUAACAUAGCCCAAAAAUAUUGUGAAGAAUCGUUUACCAGACCAAAACCAGAAACUUUCUAUACUGCAUGGUCAAAUAUGAGCAGAUUAAUAUCUAAAGGCUUAGUAAAAAAAACUGGGAGUAGAAAAUCUCAAUACUCUUUAACAGAUUUAGGUAUAACUGUAGCUAAUGAACUUUUCUUAGACACUCAAAAUAUGCCAACUGUUAAUGAUAUAAUUUUUAAUGAUAAAUCAUAUGGUACUGCAUCUGAGAAUGUAGAAAAUGAAGUAAUUGUGCUUGAAGACAAUAGUUCUAAAACAGAUAUUUUCGAAAAUAUAUCUUUAAUAAAAAACAAUUUCAUAGAUGAGCAAAGUGCAGACUUAGACCAACAAUUAAUGGUAAUGGAUGCUGGAACUUUUGAUAUCAUACUAUUAAUUGACAAAAACGAAACUAGUGGGAUUUCCAAAAAGAAUGACCCUACAGUGGCACAGUUUAACAAAUUCCCCGAUUUGAAACAUGAGUACCGAAGUUUAAAAGUUGGAGAUUUUACCUGGGUGGCUCGUCAUAAAACCAGUAAUGAAGAGUUAGUUCUUCCAUAUGUUGUGGAAAGAAAACGAAUGGAUGAUUUAGGUGCCAGUAUUAAGGAUGGAAGGUUCCAUGAGCAAAAAUUUAGACUGAGAAAGUGUGGAUUAAAGCAUGUUAUAUAUAUGGUGGAAAGUUAUGGAAAAAACAAAUAUGUAGGUUUACCUGUACAAACUUUGAUGCAGGGUUUAGCAAAUACCCGAGUUCAGGAUGACUUUAAGGUCCAUGUAACUGACUCUCUGACUCAUUCAGCUAGAUUUUUAGCUAUGAUGACUUUAAGAUUAACAUUUGAAUUUAAGAACAAAAUAUUAAAAGGACAUAACAAAGAAUCAUGUAAUGACAUACUUAUGACAUUUGAGUUCUUCAAUAAGUCUUCAAUAAAAAAUAAGCCACUCUCAGUAACAGAUACAUUUAUAAAACUAAUUCUUCAGCUAAAAGGUGUCUCAGUUGAAAAGGCUCUAGCGAUUACUAAUGUGUAUAAAACUCCUAUAGCUCUGAUAAAGGCAUAUGAACUUUGCACAGAGAAGGAGGGAGAAAUAUUAUUGGCCAACUUAAAAUGUGGGCUAACAAGCCGGAAUGUAGGGCCUAGUGUAAGCAAAACUAUGUACCAAUUCUUUAAAUUUAAAAAUAUUAACUGAAUCUUACUUAAGUUAAAUUAUGUGGUAAAAAAUUAUAUUUAUGUUACAUGUAAAA
Molecule: messenger RNA, 1914 nt
Organism: Vanessa tameamea
Lineage: Eukaryota; Metazoa; Arthropoda; Insecta; Lepidoptera; Nymphalidae
Gene: mus81
Product: crossover junction endonuclease MUS81
Exons: 3
Coding region: 132-1859 (575 amino acids)
Biological process (GO): resolution of meiotic recombination intermediates; DNA catabolic process; double-strand break repair via break-induced replication
Cellular component (GO): nucleus; Holliday junction resolvase complex
Molecular function (GO): 3'-flap endonuclease activity; DNA binding; crossover junction DNA endonuclease activity
Source: RefSeq, a predicted model, not a curated record